Molecule: messenger RNA, 387 nt
Organism: Plasmodium relictum
Lineage: Eukaryota; Apicomplexa; Aconoidasida; Haemosporida; Plasmodiidae
Source: the annotation of a RefSeq genome assembly
AUGAUAAUUAAAUUUUUAAAUCAAUUUAAAUAUAAUUUUAAGUUAAAAAAAUUUUUUAUGUUAUAUAAAUAUAAUAAAAUUUUAUAUUAUAUUAUUAAUUUAUUAUAUAAAUAUAAUUAUAUAAUAAAAUAUUAUAUAUUUAAAAUUAAUAAUAAAUAUUUUAUAUUUAUAAUAUUAAAUAAAAAUAAAAAUUAUAUUUAUUUAAAAGUAUACAUAAAAUAUAAUCAAUUAUUUUAUAUGAAUUAUAUUAAAUUAUUAAAUUUUAUAAAAUUUAAUAAAUAUUUUAAAGGUUUAUUAAUAUUAUAUUCUAGUAAAUAUAAAUUUAUUACACAUUUAUUAUCUUUAAAAUAUAAAAUAGGGGGUAUUUUAAUUUUUUAUAUUUUUUAA